Bombina bombina (fire-bellied toad) is the source of this 4219-nucleotide messenger RNA. RefSeq names its product RAD50 double strand break repair protein (gene RAD50). Gene Ontology annotation, biological process: telomere maintenance via telomerase; double-strand break repair; chromosome organization involved in meiotic cell cycle. Lineage: Eukaryota; Metazoa; Chordata; Amphibia; Anura; Bombinatoridae. The transcript has 24 exons. The coding region runs from base 197 to 3619 and encodes 1140 amino acids. The record is from RefSeq and is a predicted model, not a curated record. Gene Ontology annotation, cellular component: nucleus; condensed nuclear chromosome; Mre11 complex. Gene Ontology annotation, molecular function: single-stranded telomeric DNA binding; ATP hydrolysis activity; double-stranded telomeric DNA binding.
UUCUGCAUGGACAGCGUGGAAUACAGGAACUGUUCAGGAAAUUGUAUGUUUUGCUAAUAUUUUUAGAGACUGCAGACACAUGAUUCCUGUGAAGUAACAGUAAUCCUAGGAACUUAUACACAUACCGUUCAGGGAUAAACCAGUGACACAAUACAUCUCUGCAAUACCAAAGGGAAAAAAAAAAGAAUCAGCAAAGAUGUCAAAAAUCGAGAAGAUGAGCAUCAUGGGAGUUCGGAGCUUUGGGGUAGAAGAUAAAGACAAACAAGUCAUCAGCUUUUUCACCCCGCUGACUAUUUUAGUAGGACCCAAUGGAGCAGGGAAGACUACUAUUAUUGAGUGCCUCAAGUAUAUCACCACGGGGGAUUUUCCACCAGGAUCCAAAGGAAACACAUUUGUUCAUGAUCCAAAGGUUGCUCAUGAGACAGAUGUGCGAGCUCAGAUUCGCCUGCAGCUCAGGGAUGUCAAUGGAGAACUCGUGGCUGUCCAGCGCUCCAUGGUCUGUACGCAAAAAGGAAAAAAAACUGAAUUUAAAACCUUGGAAGGAGUGAUAACCAGAAUAAAACACGGAGAGAAAGUCAGCUUGAGUACUAAAUGUGCAGAAGUGGAUAAAGAAAUGAUCAGCGCUUUGGGAGUCUCCACCGCGGUCCUUAAUACAGUAAUCUUCUGCCACCAAGAAGAGUCCAACUGGCCUUUGUGUGAAGGAAAACAGCUGAAAGUAAAGUUUGAUGAAAUCUUUUCAGCUACAAGGUAUAUUAAAGCUUUGGACACUUUACGUCAAGUGCGACAAAAGCAAGCCCAACGAGUAAGGGAAUGUCAGGCUGAACUAAAAUACCUAAAACAAAACAAGGAAAAAGCCAGUGACAUUAAAGACAAUCUUCAAGCCAAAGAAGCUCAGUUGGCAGCUUCCAAAGAAAAUGUAAAGUCUAUAAACAAUCAGCUUGAGCCCCUCAGAGCACGUUUGACUGAUAUUCAGAAGAAUCUUUCUAAAGUAAUGAAAUUGGACAAUGAAGUUAAAGCACUUGAAAGUAGAAAAAAAACAAUGGAAAAAGAUAACCAAGAUCUUGAAGAGAAGAUGGAGAAGGUUUUUCAAGGGACAGAUGAUCAACUCAAUGAGAUGUACCAAAACCAUCAAAGAACUGUGAGAGACAAGGAGCGAAAGCUGACUGAACAUCAGCGUGAUCUGGAUAGAGCAGUAAAAGACUCGCAAAGACUCAACCGAGAAAAGGGCGAUUUGCUAGUCCAGCAAGGACGUUUACAACUGGAGGCAGAAAAGCAACAGCAGAACAUCAGGACUCGAGACUUACUCAUAAAGACAUUGGCAGGACAGCUUGAAUUAGAUGGUUAUGAACGGACUCCUUUUAAUGAGAGGCAAAUUAAGAGCUUUCAAAAGCUUGUAAAAGAAAGACAAGAAAGGGACGAUGAGCAUGCAGAACUGAUACUGAAUGGUAACAUUAAGGUUUGCCCGUUUAUAUUCAAGGAGCUGGCAUCGGCAGAGCAGAACAAAACUCACAUGACCAAUGAACUGCGCAGAAAGGAGGAACAGUCUUCAUCACAUGAAGAAAAACUGUUUGAUGUAUGUGGUAGUCAGGACUUUGACUGUGAUCUGACUCGCUUGCAGGAAGAUAUAGAAAAGACCUCCAAACAGAGAGCAAUGCUUGCUGGGGCAACAGCUGUGUACACUCAAUUUAUCACCCAGCUAACAGAGGAGAAUCAGCCAUGUUGUCCAGUAUGCCAGAGAAUAUUUCCCUCAGAAGCAGAGCUGCAAGAUGUAAUUAAUGACAUGCAGUCCAAACUGCGCCUAGUCCCAGAUAAGCUGAAGUCAACUGAAGGAGAAUUAAAAAGAAGAGAGAAGAGGAGGGAUGAAAUGAUGGAGCUCAAGCCUAUGAGGCAAACAUUGAUUGAGCUUAAAGAAAAAGAUAUCCCAGAACUAAGAAAUAGACUUGCUGCCACAAACAGGGAAAUACAGAGGCUAAAAAAUGAUGUGGAAGAACAGGAAACUCUUCUUGCCACAUUUAUGUCUGAGGAAGAAAGCGCCAAGGCCUGUUUGCAAGAUAUUUCCCUAAUGGAAAGAUACCAAAUGGAAUUGAGAGAUGUAGAACGGAAAAUAGCACAGUAUGCCACUAAACUGCAAGGAGUAGACCUUAAUCGCACUGUCCAGCAGGUUAACCAGGAGAAACAAGAAAAACAGCACAGUUUAGAUAAUGUUUCUGGAAAAAUAGAACUAAUAAGGAAGCGCAUUCAAGACCAACAGGAACAGAUUCAACAAAUUAAAAGUACAGUGAAUGAGUUAAAAGGGGAAAAACUACAAAUUUCUAGCAACCUCCAGCGUCGUCAACAACUGGAGGAUCAAAAUGCAGAGUUAUCAACUGAGCUCCAGGGUCUCUACAGAGACAUUAAGGAAGCUAAAGAACAAGUAAGUCCACUAGAAGCCACAUUAGGAAGACUUCAGCAGGAGAAGCAAGACAUUCAUGCUAAAAAAGAAUCAAGCUACAAGGGAGCACAGGAAAAGUUAAAUGACAUAAAUGAAAAAGUGAAAAAAAUCAGUGCGUACGUGAAAGACAUUGAGAAGUAUAUUCAAGAUGGAAAAGAAGAAUUCAAGGAGCAAAAGGAGUCUGAGCUGCAAGAACUGGCUACACGGCUAAAUGAUUGUGAAAAGCAGAAGGAUAAGAUAAAUAAGGAAAUGGUCACCAUUAGACAAGAUAUUGACACGCAGAAAAUUCAGGAACGUUGGCUUCAGGACAACUUAACUUUAAGAAAAAGAAUAGAGGAGCUUAAAAGAGUAGAAGACGAAAUAGAAAAACUUGUCAAGGAAAUGGGACAGAUGAAAGUCCUGCAAAUGAGAACUGAGUACCAAGAGUUGGAAGAUAAGAUUGAGACUCUGAAGAGAAAUCAUAGCCUGGCACUUGGAAGGCAGAAUGGAUUUGAGGAGGAGAUUAUACGUUUCAAAAAAGAACUGCGUGAGCCACAGUAUAAGGAUGCUGAAGAGAAAUACAGAGACAUGAUGAUUGUUAUGAGAACUACUGAACUUGCAAAUAAAGAUUUAGAUAUUUAUUAUAAAACCCUGGAUCAGGCUAUAAUGAAAUUCCAUAGCAUGAAAAUGGAAGAAAUAAAUAAAAUUAUCCGUGACCUUUGGCGGAGCACUUACCGAGGACAAGAUAUUGAAUACAUAGAGAUUCGUUCAGAUGCAGAUGAAGGUGCCACUGCUGCUGAUAAAAGGAGAACAUACAACUAUCGAGUAGUGAUGAUAAAAGGUGAUACUGCUUUGGACAUGAGGGGACGUUGCAGCGCCGGUCAGAAGGUUCUGGCUUCCCUCAUCAUUCGACUUGCAUUGGCAGAGACAUUCUGCCUAAACUGUGGCAUACUUGCACUUGAUGAACCCACCACCAAUUUAGAUCGUGAAAAUAUAGAAUCUCUAGCACAUGCUCUUGUUGAGAUAAUUAAAAGUCGUUCAAGGCAACGGAAUUUUCAGCUUGUUGUGAUCACACACGAUGAAGAUUUUGUUGAGCUUCUGGGACGUUCAGAAUAUGUGGAACAUUUUUACAGGAUUAAAAAGAACAUGGAUCAAUGUUCCGAGAUCAUAAAGUGCAGUGUAAACUCCUUAGGAUCAUAUGUUCACUAAGCACGGGGAAAUGUAAUUUAUCUCACAUGUUUAUUUACAUGCUCUACAUUAUAUUGUUUAUCAGUCUUCACUAUUAAAAAAAUAGGAAAGGCUGAACUAUUUCUGGCCAUUCCAAAAUUGGUGUAAUUCACAUGGGAUAUAUUGGCCAAACCAUCUUUGGCCAAUAUAUCCCAUGCACCAUACUGUUCUUUCUUCAGCUGUGUAGGAUCCACAUUGACACUUGUGAGUGCUUCAGCUAUUUUUCAAGACAUAACAAAAGUCACUCUUCAUUUGCCAAAAUAGUUGUCUAGUAAGACACAUGCUACAUUUUUCUGAAACUGGAUUAGUAUGAGCAAGAUGAAAUACAAAAAAUGUGUAAGCAUGUUAUUUAAAUAUGGAUAAAAAAUGAAUACUUAUCUGUUCAGUAGGUUAUUUAAGAAUGUAAUUGUAUUAAAGCACAUUUGUACCAGCUUCUGUCAGGCACAAAAAAAUAUAAAUGUCUUUCAAUAUUAAACAUGUACUAUACAGCACCUGCAGUACUACACAUAUUUGUCAAUAAACAACAGUUGCUCAUAUUCAGAAAAUUGUGGGGGGGGGUUUAAAAUAAAAUUUGUAUAAGCA